AUGCCGAAUAUCUUCACCCAGAACCUGGGCGAGACGCCUAGCCAGGCGUUAAACUGGCGGCUGGGAUACGCCAUCCUAUGUUUUGGUCUGAUGGGUGCCAGUCGAGGUAUCGACGAGGGCCUCAUCUCUGGAACUGUCCAGCAGAAAUCUUUCAUUUCGAAAUACCACCUUAAUGACUCUCACCUGAGCGAGUCAGAUAAGGCUAACCUUCUGGGCAACAUCACGGCAAUGGUUCAGAUUGGGAGCAUAGGCGGUGCAUUGCUUGCUUUCCUUAUCACUGACAAGAUUGGCCGUGUCUGGGCAACCCGACAGCUCUGUGUCAUCUGGAUUACCGGCAUCAUUGUAUUCAUCACGGCCAACGGCCACAUCGGCCAGGUGUAUGCCGGGCGCUUCAUCGCCGGCCUUGGAAUCGGGCAGACGGCGGUGGUAGCCCCUACAUAUCUGGCCGAGAUUGCUCCUCGCUCUAUCCGUGGUCUUUGCAUCUGUACAUUUUCUGGUUCGGUGUACCUUGGUAUCAUGUUGAGCUACUUCGCAAGCUGGGGCUCCGCCCUUCAUAUCAGCAACAAGUCUCAGAACCAAUGGAUUGUUCCAACCACCCUCCAUCUCAUGUUUGCGGGUAUUAUUCUCCUCUUAUCCGUUGGAGUCCACGAAUCUCCAAGAUACCUGGCUAGCAAGGGCAAGAAGGAAUUGGCAAGUUCUACUAUGGCAAAAAUCCGCAAUCUGCCAGAGGAUCACCCGUACGUACAUACUGAGAUGAUGGAUAUUUUCGAACAAGUCGAGCGCGAGAAGGAGGCUACCCUGGGCCUCGGCUGGAUUGGGCCACUAAAGGAGCUCUUUCUCUCUCCAGCGAAUCGUUACCGCAUCAUGCUUGGACUCAUGUCCCAGCUGUUGGCUCAAUGGUCUGGCGCCAAUAGCAUAACCAUAUAUGCACCCACUUUCUUCGCUAUGCUCGGCACAACCGGCCAGUCUGAGAAACUAUUCGCAACGGCGAUCUUCGGUGUGGUGAAGCUCAUUGCCUCGCUUGUCUGUGCCCUCUUCCUCGUCGAUAUGCUUGGAAGAAAGCGGGCCCUCACCUAUGGCAUCAUCCUUCAAUUCUUGAGUAUGCUCUAUGUGGCCAUUUAUCUAACAGUGGUUCCGCAAAUUACGGAACAUUUCAAGCCAGUGGGUGACGCCAAAAGAGCUGGAACCGGCGCCAUCGUGGCCAUCUACGUCUCCGGAGUGGGAUGGGCUCUUGGAUGGAAUAGCAUCCAGUAUCUCAUCAACGCUGAGAUUUUCCCCCUCCGCGUCAGAGCUCUCGGAUCUUCCAUGGUUAUGUGCUUCCAUUUCGCGAAUCAAUAUGGUAACUCGAAAGCUGUUCCCUCCAUGUUGCUUGAAACAGCCAUGAAGCCUCAAGGAACGUUCUAUUUCUUCGCCGCUGUCACUUUGCUAGGCUUGGUAUGGAUGUGGUUCUUCCUUCCGGAGACCGCUGGUAAGUCACUUGAAGCUAUGGACGAGAUGUUUAACCUUCCGUGGCACGUUAUUGGACGCAAAGGUGCUGCGUUGACGGCUGGUGCUGGACACGCCGAGAACUAUUUGCGGGAUGACGUUGAGAAGGAGGUCAAUCAAGAGAUCACUCAUGACGAACGAGUGACGAGUAGUAACAAGUAG
This is a messenger RNA of Arthroderma uncinatum, 1647 nucleotides long. RefSeq names its product quinate permease. Gene Ontology annotation, biological process: transmembrane transport; carbohydrate transport. Gene Ontology annotation, molecular function: carbohydrate:proton symporter activity. The record is from RefSeq and is a predicted model, not a curated record. The coding region runs from base 1 to 1647 and encodes 548 amino acids. The transcript has 5 exons. Gene Ontology annotation, cellular component: membrane. NCBI's taxonomy places the organism in Eukaryota, Fungi, Ascomycota, Eurotiomycetes, Onygenales, Arthrodermataceae.